Molecule: messenger RNA, 572 nt
Organism: Chelonoidis abingdonii (Abingdon island giant tortoise)
Lineage: Eukaryota; Metazoa; Chordata; Testudines; Testudinidae
Source: RefSeq, a predicted model, not a curated record
AUGCAAAAGCAUGCGCGGGCGGGGCUGCCGGACUGGGCGCCGGGCGAGCGGGCGGCGCUGGCGGAGGAGCUGAGCGAUGUGCUGCUCUACUUGGUGUCGCUGGCCCAGCAGUGCCGGGUGGACCUGCCCCGCGCCGCCCUGCGCAAGCUGGACCAGAACCGGGCCCGGUACCCGGCCGACCGCGCCCACGGCUCGGCUCGCAAGUACCCCCACUACCAGGCCGGACCCACGGACGCCCAGCGCCGGGACGGACCCACGGACCCCUGCUGCCCCCAGGACUGACGGCCGGGCACAGACAGACGGACUCAAACCCCUGCAGAGAGAUGGGGUGUGUCCCCCCCAACCACACCACUUUCAGCAGCCCCCAGCGCCGGAUUCCAGCCCAGCUCCCCCAUACCUACAGCAACCCCCUGUUCCCCCAGUUUAUCAACCCCCCAUCCCAGCCCACGCCCCACCUCUCACCCAGGGCCCCCCAAAGUUCAGCCCUGAGUUUCUCUUUUUCUUGGUGUUUUUAAGUAAUAAAAACCUCCUUUUUGGGGAGGCCCGGUUCUCUGUUGUGUCCAUUCUGGGGG